AUGUUCCGAAGCGCAGUUACAGGACGUCUGUUGGCGGCCACGCCCUCAAUUGGCGGGGUUCGCGCGUUUAGUUCAACCCCGGCGGCACAAGUGGCCGCUGAAGUCAAGAGCCUCGGAGUGAUUGGCGCCGGACAGAUGGGACUGGGAAUUGCGUUGGUUGCGGCGCAAAAGGCAAACAUCCCCGUAACCUUGGUCGACAACUCUCAAGCAUCUCUAGACAAGGGACUUAAAUUCGCCGAGAAACUCCUUGCCAAGGAUGUCGCAAAAGAGCGCAUUACACAGGAGACUGCCGAUAAGGUCCGCUCGAUGCUAACUCCAACCACAAAACUCGAGGACCUCUCAAGCACCGAUUUCAUUAUCGAGGCUGUCCCAGAGAUCCCAGACCUCAAGACCUCGAUCUUCUCCAAGCUAGCCCAGAUUGCCCCCGCUCACGCCAUUCUCGCCACAAACACCUCCUCUAUCUCAAUUACUCGCAUUGCUGCAGCAACUACCAACGAUCCUAAAGACCUUUCUGGUCCAUCCCGUGUUAUUUCUACUCAUUUCAUGAACCCUGUCCCCGUCCAGAAGGGUGUAGAAAUUAUCACUGGCCUUCAAACGUCUCAAGAUACCAUCGACACUUCGCUCGAAUUGAUGAAGAGGAUGGGUAAGAUCGCUGCUCGAUCUACAGAUUCGCCUGGUUUCUUGGCAAACAGGAUCCUUAUGCCAUAUAUCAACGAGGCAAUCUCUUGUCUGGAGAAUGGGAUUGGCACCAAGGAGGAUAUCGACAGUAUCAUGAAGUAUGGAACUAACGUUCCCAUGGGCCCCUUGACGCUAGCUGAUUUCAUUGGUAUCGAUACCUGCUUGGCGAUUAUGAAUGUCUUGCACCAGGAGACUGGAGACAGCAAGUAUCGACCUGCUGGCUUGUUGAAGCGAAUGGUUGAUGCCGGCUGGGUGGGUAAGAAAGCCGGAAAAGGCUUUUAUGACUACUGA
Arthroderma uncinatum is the source of this 969-nucleotide messenger RNA. RefSeq names its product fatty acid oxidation complex subunit alpha. NCBI's taxonomy places the organism in Eukaryota, Fungi, Ascomycota, Eurotiomycetes, Onygenales, Arthrodermataceae. The transcript has 3 exons. Gene Ontology annotation, molecular function: oxidoreductase activity, acting on the CH-OH group of donors, NAD or NADP as acceptor; NAD+ binding. The record is from RefSeq and is a predicted model, not a curated record. Gene Ontology annotation, biological process: fatty acid metabolic process. The coding region runs from base 1 to 969 and encodes 322 amino acids.